UUUAAUGCUUGUUGACUGCAAAAACUAUUUUUAAAAACAUUUUAAGGGGGUAAAUACGUACUGAAUAAAGUUAGUUAGAAUGCACGGUUUUCCAACCCUGAUAAACAGACCUUUUGGUCUGAAAGUCAGUGAUCCAAGAGGGAAAAUGAACACACCAGCAUGAAGGGAAUGUAAGAGUUGUUCAUCAGCAAAGCCUUGAAUUACACGACUAGCCUUUAUGUGGAUUUCAGAGCGAGAUCAGAGCUGACUUCCUUCACAUCAUAUAAACACUGAGAAAUAUUUUACUGCAUUAAUCCAUCUAAAAGUACAUGUAUUAAAACGAGCUGCAGUUCUUCCAUGCAAACGCGUUCAAAUGUACAAAUUUGCAUUGGUGAAAGGGAUUUCGUUUUUAAUUUGCUCUAACAGUUUGCAGCAGGUUUAAUUUUUUUGCAUACAUGGGGAUUUUUUCUGCAUGUACAUGCUUUGUGAUGUAUCUUACAAUCCACACAAAUACUGCUAUAAACAAUGAAUAAUGCAAAAGAUAGCAGGUCAUGUCAGUGCAUUGUCUGCAAUCAUCUGCUACACGUGCUGUUUGUAUCCACGGGGAGUACGGAGACGAGCUGCUCGUUGUAUUUAUGAAAUAAUGCCGUGAUGAUCAACUAAAACCGAGAACGCCAUUUGCGUGGCGUGCAAAUCCAUCUGGUAGUGAAGCGCCUCGUAGACAGGACAGGGGCCAGGCACGUUGCUGGGCGAAAGCUACUAAACUGUUUGCGUGAAAAAAAAAUUGCAGUUGCACAUGAUUAUAUGGGUUGAUUUUUUUUUUUAUCGUGUGCCGGUGCACAAAUAAAAGAUGUUUCUCGGACGCCAUAUCCUGCCGCAAACAGGCCUGGUGUUUUGUUGUGAAGGCGCAGCUGGGGUGAAGCUAACGCUAGUUAAACUUCCCUAGCGAGGAAAUGGCUUCUCUGUGAGUCGAGGCAGGCUGGGUUUGGUAACCAGCUACGUAGCUAAACCUAUUUAAGGCAUCACACCAUGAAGAUAAACACGCAGCUGUUUUUCUUUUUUUUCUACAGGGAAAUCUAGUCCAGAGCUUCCAUUCCAAAUCUAACCUGGUCAUGAUGCUAGUUUACCCAAACUAACUAGCUCGCUAGCUAGUUAACCUAGCCGUGCCAUCUGGAUGAACAAUCUAGAGGUGUAAAAAAAAAAAAAAGGCACGGUAGCUAUCAGAGCCAUUGUAUCUCGUGAAUAUUGUUAGAUACAAAAUGAGUAUUUAUGUUGGCGUUCUUGACUAACACGCCGACUCUACGAUCUUUGUGUUAUUGGUAAGUUAGCUGAACACUGACUAGCUAGCAGGCAAACUACCGCUAACGCCCCGCUCUCUCUUUCUUUUAUAUUCACGCGUUUAAAAACACGCUUAUUAGACGCUUUCGUUUUUUUGUUGUUGUAACGAAUUCACGUCACACUUCGACGUACAAACAUCAAGUUGACGGUGAACAUUCGAGUCGUCUUCGUGAACUCGACUCGCCAGCGCGCACACACGCGUUAGCUGACACUCAAUGGCUGAGCUCUGCCGUGAAUAACGACUACUUUGUGGAUGAAGAGCCUUUAAUCACGCCGGAGGCGCGAGGUGGGAGUGUACAGUUAUGGAGCUGAGUAAAGACGAGGCUGCGCCGGAGGCUGACGACAGGGGGGGACAGAGAGUCAGCACAGAGAAACAAGUGCAGCGAAAUCCACCGGAGUUUUGUCCUGGACUCGUCUCCGGAGACACGCACCCGAUGUGCCGCGCAAGGGAGAGGGGCGACCUGGAGCCGAAGGCUGGCGACGCUGCCGGCGACGACGGAGACGCGACUGAAGAGACGUCGAGCAAAGCGCAGGGCGAGCGGGACCCCCGGAAUAAGAGAAGGUCCGGCAGCGGCGCCGAGGGCGCACCGGACGCCCGUCAGGGCAAGAAGAAGCACAGGCGGCGGCCGUCCAAGAAGAAGCGGCGCUGGAAGCCGUACUUCAAGCUGACCUGGGAGGAGAAGAAGGAGCUGGACGAGCGUGAGAGCGCGCGCGCGUCGCGGGUCCGCGCCGAGAUGUUCGCCAAGGGUCUGCCGGUGGCUCCGUACAACACCACGCAGUUCCUGAUGGAGGAGCAUGACCGAGAGGAGCCAGACCUGAACACGGAGCGCUGCAACCGCAGGUCUUUCGGCGCAAAUCGCUCCGAAGACACAGCCAGCGAGGAGGACUGCUUCGAGCCUGACGACGAGGAGGAGGAGGAAGGCGACGGGGCAGAAGGAGGAGAGAGCGACGGCAUGGGCCGAGCCGCUGGCGCAGGCGGAGAGUUUCUGCAGCGGGACUUUUCCGAGACUUACGAGCGGUACCACGUAGAGACGCUGCAGAAUAUGUCCAAACAGGAACUGGUGAGGGAGUACCUGGAGCUGGAGAAGAGCAUGUCGCGCCUGGAGGAGGAGAACAACUGGCUGCGGCGCGCGCGGAGGAACCCAGCUCCGGCGGGCGAGAGCGCGCAGCGCGUGCACGAGCUCGAGCGCGAGCUGGAGAGACUGAAAGCGCUGAACGGCGAGCUGCUCUUCCACUGCCGCCGCGCCGCGGGACCCGCCGUGAACGGAUCCGCCGUCUCGGAGCCCGAGAGGGUACACGCCGAGGACACGGACACACAGUGACUGGACACUUCGAGUUGUUUCCUUCUUUCUUUCCAUUCUUCCCGUUCCCUCUGAUUUAUUGUCCGCUGAUUUUUAUCCGGUGUCAUACUGUAAAGCUACGGUAGUUAAUGUGAUGCGCUUUCGGCUCGAAAGGUAACGUUCAUGUAUUUUUUGGGUUUGUUUUUUUUCCUGACAAGUUUUAAAAUAUUGAAUUUGUGUGUAAAGUCCCAUUAAAAUGGUCCGUUUGUUGUAA
Molecule: messenger RNA, 2871 nt
Organism: Silurus meridionalis
Lineage: Eukaryota; Metazoa; Chordata; Actinopteri; Siluriformes; Siluridae
Gene: hexim1
Product: HEXIM P-TEFb complex subunit 1
Exons: 2
Coding region: 1620-2639 (339 amino acids)
Biological process (GO): negative regulation of transcription by RNA polymerase II; negative regulation of cyclin-dependent protein serine/threonine kinase activity
Cellular component (GO): nucleus; nucleoplasm; cytoplasm
Molecular function (GO): 7SK snRNA binding; cyclin-dependent protein serine/threonine kinase inhibitor activity
Source: RefSeq, a predicted model, not a curated record